This is a messenger RNA of Talaromyces amestolkiae, 573 nucleotides long. RefSeq lists its product as uncharacterized. NCBI's taxonomy places the organism in Eukaryota, Fungi, Ascomycota, Eurotiomycetes, Eurotiales, Trichocomaceae. Gene Ontology annotation, cellular component: mitochondrial outer membrane. The transcript has 2 exons. Bases 1 to 573 code for a protein of 190 amino acids. The record is from RefSeq and is a predicted model, not a curated record.
AUGGCUUCACUGUGGAACUACCUGUCCCUGCCCACCGCAUUCUUCACCUCGCCGGUCGCUGCGAUCCUCACUCCAGUGACCGCAGGCGCACUGGUUGGAUACACGACAACUUCUGUCAGCGACACUCAGUCCAUAUACAAAGCCCUUCGCCAACCCCCUCUCUAUCCCCCCGGUUGGGUCUUCGGUCCUGUCUGGACAAUGCUCUACAGCGCCAUGGGCUACGCCAGCUACCGCGCCACCAUCGCCGGCCUCUCCUCACCUUCUCCCACGAUCCGCGAACUAGCGUACACCUCGCAAACACUAUACACAAUCCAACUAGCCACCAAUCUCAUUUGGAUGCCCCUCUUUUUCGGAAUGCGCAAACCCUUGACUGCACUUGCGGAUAUUCUAGUCGUGGGGGGAAGUGUGUUAGCGUUGGCGAAUAAUUAUCGCAAGAUUGAUGAUGUUUCUUUCUGGCUAUUGGUGCCUUACUUGGGCUGGUUGGGGUUUGCGACGUAUUUGAAUUUCGGGGUGGGAUAUUUGAACGAUUGGGAUAUCACGGAUGAGAAGAUUGGUCGUUCGAAGAGAAAGUAA